GACUCUCCAGCCCAACCCCAUCUGUCCUGUGGAGAAAAACAUUACUGAAACGGGAUCUCUUGCUGGAAGUGCGUAAAAGAUCUGCUCCAUAUCCAUAUCAGCCCUGAAUAACUCAAAGAUAUCUCCUACAAUGGAAGAUGGCAGGGAAACAGCUGCGAUGAGAGAGCAGAAUCGGAAGGAUCGACAAAUAGAUUCUGAAUUGACCUCGCAAAAUAAUAAAGGCCACAAAUACGGUAGCCUCUUACCGUUACGUUUCUCUGUAGAUCGGUGGUGUCACACAAUUGAUGAUACUCAAGCUUUGGAGAAUACAGACAGUGACAUUGGAUUGUGUGGCUGGAUUCUGGUGCUUUUCUCUAUCCUGCUCACGUUGCUGACCCUGCCUCUUUCAAUAUGGAUGUGCAUUAAGAUAGUGAAGGAAUAUGAAAGGGCAAUUAUCUUCCGUCUGGGACGCAUUUUACGAGGAGGAGCCAAAGGACCAGGUCUCUUCUUCAUCUUGCCGUGCACGGACAGCUUCAUCAAUGUGGAUAUGCGCACCAUCACCUUUGAUAUCCCCCCUCAGGAGGUGCUGACAAAGGACUCCGUGACAGUGAGUGUAGAUGGUGUAGUCUACUACCGUGUGCAAAAUGCAACACUGGCAGUAGCCAACAUCACCAAUGCUGAUGCGGCCACUCGUCUGUUGGCACAGACCACCCUAAGGAACGUUCUGGGUACAAAGAACCUUGCAGAGAUCCUGUCUGACCGGGAGGAAAUUGCCCACAGUAUGCAGUCUACGCUAGAUGAUGCCACAGAUGACUGGGGUAUUAAAGUGGAACGUGUGGAGAUUAAGGACGUCAAACUUCCCCUGCAGCUCCAGAGAGCCAUGGCGGCUGAGGCUGAAGCAACCAGAGAGGCCAGAGCCAAGGUGAUAGCCGCUGAGGGAGAAAUGAAUGCAUCGCGGGCACUGAAGGAAGCAUCUCUGGUGAUCGCUGAGUCCCCCUCUGCUUUGCAGCUGCGCUACCUCCAGACCCUCAACACCAUCGCAGCCGAGAAGAACUCCACCAUCAUUUUCCCUCUGCCCAUUGACAUGAUGCAGUCCUUUGUGAAGCACUGAAAUAAGAGCCAGAUAAAGCUACCUACACACACACACACAGAUGCAUCCUUGCAGAAAUGAAUAGACUGACAUUAUAUAACAUGCACUCAUGUGAGUAUAACAUACAGCUGAGUCCAGAAGUUUGAGACCACACUGAAUUCUGGUAUUCAAUUUUUUGGAAACUAAAAAGUAAGAAAUAUUUGAGGAUAUGUUUGCAAGUCACUAAUGAAGUGAAAAUAGGUCAUCGAAUUAGAGAUCAGGUGACUCUGUACAGAUGGUCUGAUAUCCUAGAUGCUCUUUGGAUGAACUCAAAUCAUGCUGGAGAACAAGAUCAUCAAGUUUUACAAAUAUAUUUAGUUUAUGCAGCUCAAGUGAAAUAUAGAUAAAUUCCGAAACCACUCAUUAAAUACAAAAUAGAAAUGUUUUCACUAGCGGUCUCACUUUUGGACUCUACUGUACAUAUGCCACAUAAACAACCUUUUUCUGAGAUGUGGUCUAUAGAUGUUCCUUGUAAAGAUCGGUUUGCUUUGUCAGAAGGAAAUCUGAUGCAACCAAACAAUUUUAAAGUCAUAAAAUGUUUGGACUUGAAGUGAAUAGGACUUGUGAACUAUUUCUCUAGUUGUAACAAGAAUAGUAGAGCAAUACAGACCGGAGAUAAUUAGAGGUUAAUCUUUAGAUACUGAAUAUUGCGGUGAUGUUUGGCUUUUUGGUUGAUAGUUUAUGGAACAUCUCCUGGUUAUAUGAGUGCAUGUUUGUGUGCUUCAGGCAUAUGUAACCUAACCUGCUUGAUUGCCAAAUCGAUAAUAAACCAUCUAAAGGAUUAUUUAAAUAGUAUCAGGUGUCAAAACAUGAACUGACAGCAGUGCUUAUUGUGCCUACCAGUUUUUCUUGCUUUCUUGAACCUUUAUUAACGCUGACUGUCAAUACGAAAGCCUUAAGCCAUAUCCAUUUCAAUUACUGAAUUAAUAUUUACAGGUUUACAUGUUGAUUUUUAAAACAAUGCAUUUAUACAUCCAUUUAUCGCUUGAUUUAUAAAAUCUUCUACCUUACUGUUUUAUCUACCAGACAUUUACAUACAUGUAAUAUAAUGUUUUUACAUAAAACCGCAGCUGAAAACAAAUUAAGCUUAUGGAGGUCAAUGUUUGUGCUUUUAAUGACUGUAUUUUGCCUCAGAUAUCAGGAUGGAAUUACAGACUUGUCAAUAAUGUGAAAUUACUGUCAGUGCUUCUGUUUAUGUUUUCACAAUAUUUCCCAUUUUUUCAUCAUGUAUCAGUCUAUUACAAUUCUAUAUGUAAUUGUUUAUUCUGUCAUUUAACUGAUGUAUGCUGAGUAUCAUGUUUGUUAUUUUGUCUAACUCUGUUUUAUGUACAUUGUAAUAUUGUAGAAUUGAAUAUUGAGUGAUUGUCCCAUUCUUUUUAGUAAAUCAUGUGUAAUCAUGAAUUAAAAGUACGUAAACCUUUUACCUCA
Messenger RNA from Labeo rohita (rohu), 2536 nucleotides. It is a transcript of the gene stom, whose product is annotated as stomatin. The record is from RefSeq and is a predicted model, not a curated record. The transcript is spliced from 9 exons. Bases 131 to 1090 code for a protein of 319 amino acids. Gene Ontology annotation, cellular component: plasma membrane. NCBI's taxonomy places the organism in Eukaryota, Metazoa, Chordata, Actinopteri, Cypriniformes, Cyprinidae.